UAUAUAUAUAUAUUAUGUAUAUAAAAAUUAGUCCAUUUUUUUUUUCCUUUUAGUAAGUAUGACAAACACCGGUGUCUCCACCAGGAGUUGAACCCUGGACCUCCCAUUUUGAAAAUGGCAGGAGUAAGUCCAUUGUGUCUAGUAGUGUUAAAAUGAGUCCAUUUGUUCCAUACUCCUUCGAAAUGAGGCAUUCAUAGGUCCACUGUUUCUAAUGGCUUAUUGUCUAUGGUAAUUAAUUCCUUCAAGUGAGAUUGAAUUGGAAUAGAAGUAUUUGUUUCUCAUAAAUUAUGAAAGCACACUUCUAGCCAUUUUUCUCUCCAUGUCCUGUUUCCACAAAAAGAACAAGCUUGUGUAAAAACAAUGAGAACCUAGGGUUAAUUAUGUAGUGUAAUUUCUAAUCAAUUUGGAUGUGUGCUUUUGCCAGCAUUGAGUAAUUUAGUGCUUUUGCCAGCAUUGAGUAAUUUAGUGGUGACUUAAAAAGGGUGCAUUCCGAUGACUGCAGUAUGGGAUCUUCUCUGAUUUAUCUUUGAUUUAUUUUCCUUGUUUUCUGUAUCAUAUUGCAAGUUUAUUUUUCUUUUUUCUCAUGAUAUGCAGGUACUAUAUCUCCCAGCAGUUAACCGAGAAGAGUGACAUUUAUAGUUUUGGUGUUAUUCUUCUUGAGCUUAUAUCUGGCCACGAAGCAAUAUCCAAUGAAAGUUUUGGUGUCAACUGCCGCAACAUAGUCCAAUGGGCAAAAUUACACAUUCAGAGUGGGGACAUUCAAGGAAUUGUUGAUCCAUCUCUACGUGGUGUAUACGACAAUCAAACAAUGUGGAAGAUAGCUGAGAAAGCUUUGAUGUGUGUCCAACCACAUGGUCAUAUGAGGCCAUCAAUGUCGGAAGUUAUGAAAGAGAUCCAAGAUGCAAUCUUAAUUGAAAGAGGAGCAGAGGCGGUGAGAGAAGGUAGCUCAGAUGAGAUAUCAAGGCAUUCUAUGCAUUCUUCACAGAACAUUGCAAGUCCUAUGGAUGUAGGUGCAAGUGAGCAUUGCUUGUCAAUUGAUGCGGCAAUGGCACAGCCAACGGCUCGGUAGUUCUUGUUCAUGUAGGAGCUUGUGGUGGUUGUUUUUCAUAUUCUUUUAGUCUAGGGUUACAUGGUUGUGAUUCUGAAUCAUGAUGUCAAAAAGAAAAGCAAAAUCUUAUUUAUGAUGAGGUUGUAAGUUUUGAGCCUGGUGGAUUUCACUAAUAUUUCCCUAAAUUCUGCUAUUGAAAGUCAUGUUGUUCAGCA
Molecule: messenger RNA, 1263 nt
Organism: Cornus florida
Lineage: Eukaryota; Viridiplantae; Streptophyta; Magnoliopsida; Cornales; Cornaceae
Product: probable LRR receptor-like serine/threonine-protein kinase At1g67720
Exons: 2
Coding region: 584-1069 (161 amino acids)
Source: RefSeq, a predicted model, not a curated record